Hyposmocoma kahamanoa is the source of this 760-nucleotide messenger RNA. RefSeq lists its product as uncharacterized. The record is from RefSeq and is a predicted model, not a curated record. NCBI's taxonomy places the organism in Eukaryota, Metazoa, Arthropoda, Insecta, Lepidoptera, Cosmopterigidae. The transcript has 3 exons. Bases 132 to 641 code for a protein of 169 amino acids.
CUAAUUACAUUAAUGCCUUAUCAAACAAAUAUUUUCUUUAUUUUGACAAGGUUUCUAGUUAAUUGAACUUAUCUGCACUCAAAAGGAACACACGUAUUAAUUCGUUUGUCUUUUUACUAGUAUUACUUGGCAUGUUCUUAAAUGCUUUUUUUGUUUUCAUUAUUUGUAUCAAUUCGCUGGAUAUCACAAAAGGACAUCUUUAUCAAUAUGAUCCAAAUGUAGAUAUCCGCAAUUAUUUGAAAGUGGUACGCAUAAAUGAUGAACCCGAUACGCAACCAGCCGCUGAAGAGGUAAAAACCGGUUACAUAUCACCUUACAAUAUUUCUGAGGUCGCAAUUUAUGAACCAAUAGGCCCUACUGCUACAGUUUCGCCUAGCAGUAGUUCUUUUCGAGCAUUCGAAGACUACACUUUUUACAAUUCAUAUCCUAAUUACCUUAACCGGGGAAAAGGUGAUGCAGAGGCUGUGUUAAGGGGUUAUACUUGUUGGGAUACUUAUACUGCAAAGCUUAAAAGUAACCAAUGUAAAGCAUCCUGCAAAUAUGCCUACACCAGUGUCUGUCAACAAAGACAAUGCCCCAAACCAAUGGUAAGCAGGGCGGUAAAAUUAUGUAUUUAUUUGUGCGCGGCAGAAUUCGAGUAAAUUAAAUUGAUUGUAUUUUGAUUGUUGUUUACUAUUUUGAAUACCUCAAACUUUUCGAUGCACGGACGAUUGUAUGAAUUUCCCAUAGAAGACGUCUAAGGAGGUGAAUAUUAAAUCUU